Silurus meridionalis is the source of this 1446-nucleotide messenger RNA. It is a transcript of the gene tmem45a, whose product is annotated as transmembrane protein 45a. Lineage: Eukaryota; Metazoa; Chordata; Actinopteri; Siluriformes; Siluridae. The record is from RefSeq and is a predicted model, not a curated record. The transcript has 7 exons. Bases 353 to 1186 code for a protein of 277 amino acids.
GAAUGCACACGUGGAAUCCACUCCAGUACGUAAAUGGCAUUCCUCCCGACCAAUCACAGACCAGAGGAGUGACGUUACCGUCAGGAUUAAGCCAAUCGCUGAUGAGGUGGGCGGGCUGCUCUGAAAUAACGGGUGAAAAAAACCCAAGGAAAAAAAGAAAAUCUGGGGGAAAAAGUGAACAGGUAAAGGAGAAAAAGCAGGAAAUAGUUGAUGAAGAGCAGGGAGAAGGUCUUUCACGUGAUGUUGUUGAAGUUUUUCUUUUAAAAGCGGAGAAAAAGAACAUCUGGUGUGGGACUUCAUCUGGAGAAUAAACACUUCCUUUCAUCCCUCCAGUCUGUAGCCGUGGGUCAUCAUGGGGAAUUUUAAAGGCCAUGCGCUUCCUGGAAGCUUUUUCCUGAUCAGUGGCGUGUGGUGGGCGGUGAAGUACUCGCUGUGCUACGCCACCCGCAGGAACAAGAGUGCCGGUGCAGCCAGACUCACCUCACGGGCCACGCAGCACCGCCUGGAAAUCAUCGAAGGAGCCAUCAUGCUCUUCUUCUCCAUCACUGGAAUGCUAGCAGAACAGUUUACAGUGGAUGGUCCGAAGCUCCACCUGUACAACUCGUCCACUCAGCACUGGGAAAAACUGAUGAACUGGCAGCACACGACCAUGUACCUGUUUUUCGGCCUGGCAGGAGCCACGACCCUCAUCGUCCACAGCACCAGCGCAGCACCUCUGUCCUUAGAUCGCUUACUGCUCGGCCUCGCUUUCUUCAACGAAGGAUUUUUAUUCCUCUAUCACCUACACGGCAGAGACAUGCUGGAUGUUCAUGUCCACAUGCUCCUGCUGUACGCCGUGUUUGGAGGAGCCCUUGUCUGCCUGCUAGAGGUCUUUCACAGAGGAAAGGUGCUGCUGGAGCUGUUACGUGCCGCCUUCUGUCUGCUGCAAGGCAGCUGGUUUUGGCAGAUUGCCUUCGUGCUCUACCCCCCUGGUGAGGUGAAGUGGGAUCAGUCCGAUCACAACAACGUGAUGUUUAUCACUAUGUGCUACAGCUGGCACCUGGCCUUCGCUCUCAUCAUCGUGGCUUUAACACACACCACUGUCAUAUGUGUGGUACGUUCCAAGCUCAGGAGGAUACCCCCAAUGGAGAUGGGUCUGCUGAAACCACAGGAAAGAGAAGCCGACUCUGAAGAUGAAGCUUUAUAAGCAUUUAUCCACCAUGUGCCGGGUUUUUUUAGAGAACACACGCUCGAGAUGCUCCUGUAAAUGCAAGGACAAUCAAAUCCUGUUUCAGGGAUGUUUUUAUUACGCUAAAUGGGCGGGGCCGAGCGUGGGCGAGUACGGGUUCUCUUUAGCUGCCGUUAUGUUGUUACUUAAAAGGAAUAAUCUAAUGUUUGUUUGUUUUUUUUCCAAAUUUUGAUCUCUGUUCACUGUGAAAGUACUGAAUCUCUGAUUUAAUGAUUCCA